This is a messenger RNA of Armigeres subalbatus, 1711 nucleotides long. RefSeq lists its product as uncharacterized. The coding region runs from base 1 to 1578 and encodes 525 amino acids. NCBI's taxonomy places the organism in Eukaryota, Metazoa, Arthropoda, Insecta, Diptera, Culicidae. The transcript has 2 exons. The record is from RefSeq and is a predicted model, not a curated record.
AUGCCAUUCGCCGUCGUGGAAACCGUCAACGCUCGUGGAUGUAAGGAGCUUUCAGUCGUUCCUGAAAAGUGGUUGCGAACCUCUCGCAAUGGGAACAUUCUGCUCUGGCCGAAUGUGAAAAGCAUUGCAGAGCAGGAGAAAUUACUCCAGGACGAAAACAGCUGUCCGAAAAAGUCUUGGCUGAAAUUCAAAUGUGUAGUGAAACGAAAUUCCGUAUCAUCUUUCGGAGCAGCGAAGCGUGUGCUUGACGAUUUAUCUGGAGAAUCGUCGUCAGAUAUCAGUGAAUUAACCCGGCGUAAGAGGAAAAUCAAUCGUGAGAAGGACAACUUUCAGAAGAUGCUUGUUCUGGAAAACUCAUUUGUCGAUGAUGAAACACAAAAAAAUGUUCCGAGUAAUGGUAUCUCACAAGCACUCGCACCACCAACCAAUGGAUCCGUUGAUAUUGCUGGGUUGUGGAAAGAAAAUGUCCAAAUUGUGAAGAAUGACGUUUUGCUUUCAGUAUUAGAACCCUCAUCAUCCACGCCGCUCGCUAUAUCUAGAGAAGUUACUGAACAAAUUGGCCAUACACUUCAAUCAGAACUUCUACCACAAGUAUCAUCACCAGCCACUGUAUUGGCCUCGCCUGUUGUCAUCAAUAGGAAGUCGCGUGAAAACGUACAAGCUCAUGUGGAGUACGAAGCUCCGGAAGUGUCAACAGCGCUGCCAGCUACACCAACAACUGUUAUCACGGGGCUGUCAUCCGGAGCAAACUUGCCGACUGUCCAGUAUGUGACGUACAACAACGUUGAGGAACCGGUUGCGUUUCAAGCAGAUAACGCAAUGCUGAAAGAAACAGUUAACGAGUUGCGUCAAAUGAACCAACGACUGAGUCUGCUUGAAAAGAGGGUAGCGAAUAUCCAUACCCAAAAUGAAUUUAUCUUGGAUGCCAUCCAGAAAGGAAACGUAAACACUGCGGAACCACAGUCAUUCUGUUUUGCAGCCAUCGACACUGAACAAAAGCUAGCAGAGCUGGAAACAAAUUUAUCGGAUGACGAUUUCAGAGCGAAAAUGGUUCAAUGGUUGCAAUUGCGCGUAAGCGGUGACUGCGCAGAUAACCGCAUGCUUAUGGUCCUGGACAUGUUGUUCGAUAAACAAUUUCAGACUAAAUGCACUUGGACUGGUGCCAGCAGAAAAGGACCAAAGGUAGCAGUUAUGACACAUCGCAAUGUACUGCAACUUUUUCAGCAACUUGGAAGUGACUCUACAGAGGUGGUUACACAAAAGAAGCUGGCGAGCUUCUUUAUGAAAAAGCUUAAAAACUCGCUAAAACGGUUGAUGGCCUCAAAUAUUCGUCAAGGAACUCGGCAUGUGCGAGGGAAGAAACAACAAAAAGCAGGUGAAAAGGAGGUUCAACCUGUUGAUGGAUCGACUGUUGAUUCAAGAAACAUUUCAGAAGAUCGAAUUGAUGACGAUGACAAGUGCCACAAUGAGCUUAACUCAUCCGAUGAUGUAGCCAGUUCAUCCGUAGAUUCGUCGGACGCAAUUGAUCAUGCUGACAUUCGUUCCGACUGGAGUGACUCGGAUAAUUCUACUGAAUAACGUGGCUAAGCCAUGAAAUGUAACGGUAUAUAUAAAUUUGAAUUUGAAUGAUUUUGCUUUCAUAUUUUGAACUGAAAUGCUUUUUAUUUAAUUUUUUUGUGAAUUUAACAAAUCAUUCCAUUAUGUUAAUGUA